This is a messenger RNA of Rubroshorea leprosula, 1935 nucleotides long. Lineage: Eukaryota; Viridiplantae; Streptophyta; Magnoliopsida; Malvales; Dipterocarpaceae. The record is from the annotation of a GenBank genome assembly.
UUAGCGGCAGCAGCGCUUCUUAGUGGACCUUCGCUUCCAAUAUCUCCCACGAGCGCCUCCUCUUCUCCACUCCGCCGCUUUCUUCGACUCCUCAGAAUGUCGUACCCGGAAUCCAAACCCGACCCGAAACCCCAACAGCCCGUCAAUGCCACUGAUCUCGAUGAAGAAGACGACCUCGACGACCUCGACGAUCUCGACGAGGAAGAAAUUGAAGACGAUGACGCUUUUAUCGAACCGGAACGGCCCAAGAGCCGGACUGCCGAGGAACGAGCCCGCGAGGAGAAGGUCAAAAUGGCGUCUUUGGUCCGGCGGAUGCAGAGCGGCGCCGUUUCGCUACGGGUCCACGACGUCAUCAUCAAGGGGAACAACAAGACCAAGGACUACAUCAUCGAAGCCGAAGUGGAGGCCUUGAAGAAUGCGAGUACGAUUCAGGACUUGUUGCGAGUUUCCUCUGCAGUGAAUAUGAGGUUGCAGGCGCUUGAAGUUUUUGAUUCUGUGGCCAUCAGGCUCGACUCUGGGCCGCCGGAGCUACCUGACACCACCAACGUGAUCAUCGAGGUUGUUGAGACUGCAAACCCUCUCUCGGGUGAGAUUGGAGCUUAUACUAAAGCAGAGGCUAGAUCUUAUACAGUGGAAGGAUCACUCAAGUACAAAAAUUUGUUCGGCUAUGGGGAUAUCUGGGAUGGUUCAUUGAAAUAUGGCUGUGAUCACUCAGCAGAGGUAAGUGCUGGUGUGUCCUUGCCCAGGUUCAAAGGACUGGUUACUCCUUUGACAGCACGAGCAUACUUGCUGUCUCAAGAUUGGCUGAAGUUUUCUUCAUACAAGGAGCGGUCAUUGGGACUCUCACUUGGGUUAUUUUCUAGUAGUCAUCAUGACUUGACAUAUAAUCUUGCAUGGCGUAACUUGACGGAUCCAUCACAGUUGUCAUCUAAGACAAUAAGGAGGCAGCUUGGACACAAUUUACUUUCAUCUUUGAAGUAUACAUUUAAGAUUGACAGGAGAAAUUCAUCUUUGAGGCCAACUCGAGGAUAUUCUUUUGUUUCUACUACUCAAAUUGGUGGUUUUUCACCUGAUAGUCGGAGCUUACGAUUUCUUCGCCAGGAAUUUGAUCUACGAUAUGCUAUUCCUCUUGGAUUUUAUCGCGCUGCACUUAAUUUAGGGGUUUCUGCUGGUGUUAUCCUUCCAUGGGGAGAUGGGUUCUUGAGUAGGCCUUCAUCCAUACCAGAGAGGUUCUUUUUAGGUGGAAAUACAUCACCACUUUGCACUUUAGGAGGACCAACAACAUUAUGGGGAUUUAAGACAAGGGGAUUGGGGCUGACUGAGCCAAGAAGGCAGAUUAAUGAUGAGAAUGCUGAUCCUCCUGAGAGGGAUUAUCUUGGAGGAGACCUUGCUGUUAGUGCUUUGGCAGACCUUUCCUUUGAUCUUCCAUUCAGUUGGCUUAGAGAGAAGGGAAUCCAUGCCCAUGUCUUUGCCAAUGCUGGGAAUGUUGCUAAGUUAACAGAAAAUGAGUACCGAAAUUUCUCCAUGCGGAAGUUCAUGGAGUCAAUCCGAGGUUCUGUAGGAGUUGGGCUUGUCAUCCCUACAAGUCUAUUUCGUAUGGAGCUUAACUAUUGCCACAUACUGAAGAAAAAUGACUAUGAUCGUGCAAAGUCUGGCAUUUGGUUGACGUUCUCUGCUCCAUCAUAGCAACUUUGAGUUUCUGAAUGUAUUUCACAGGCAUAAACCAUGACAUGUCGAGCAAUUGAGUUUUGUUUUUUUUUUUUUUAUAAUUUUUUGGGAAUUCAGCUUCGAUGGUGGAUACCUUAAUAUUGUCUCUUAAGAGCCACUGAUUUUUCCAUUUUCAACUGUAACUUAAUAAUUUUCAUAGAAAAGUUUAGAAACAAUGGCACUUUUCAGCGCACGAACAAAGAAAAAAAAUAAUGGAAUGGCCCCUUU